Cheilinus undulatus (humphead wrasse) is the source of this 1831-nucleotide messenger RNA. RefSeq names its product Ras-related GTP binding Cb (gene rragcb). Gene Ontology annotation, biological process: positive regulation of TOR signaling; regulation of autophagy; cellular response to starvation. Bases 1 to 1134 code for a protein of 377 amino acids. NCBI's taxonomy places the organism in Eukaryota, Metazoa, Chordata, Actinopteri, Labriformes, Labridae. Gene Ontology annotation, cellular component: Gtr1-Gtr2 GTPase complex; nucleus; lysosome. The record is from RefSeq and is a predicted model, not a curated record. The transcript has 7 exons. Gene Ontology annotation, molecular function: GTPase activity; GTP binding.
AUGUCUAUUCAGUUUGACGAGCCUACAUAUACGGGGAGUUAUGGUGUUGUGGGGUCUUUUCCUAAAAGUUUUGGUUAUGGGGUGGAUGUGCCAGACAUGGAGGAGAUCUCCUCAUCAGCUGACAAACCGAGGAUCCUUCUGAUGGGGCUGAGGCGGAGUGGCAAGUCAUCUAUUCAGAAGGUUGUUUUCCAUAAGAUGUCCCCCAAUGAGACACUUUUCCUGGAGAGCACUAACAAAAUCUACAAGGACGACAUCUCCAGCAGCUCCUUUGUCAACUUCCAGAUCUGGGACUUUCCUGGCCAGGUGGAUUUCUCUGACCCAACGUUCGACAGCGAGAUGAUUUUCAAGGGAACCGGAGCUCUGAUCUUUGUCAUUGACGCUCAGGACGACUACGUUGAAGCUCUUGAGCGGUUACACCUCACCGUUUCUCGAGCUUACAAAGUGAAUCCAGACAUUAACUUUGAGGUGUUCAUACACAAAGUUGACUGUCUGUCAGACGACCACAAAAUAGAGACACAAAGAGACAUUCACCAGAGGGCCAACGAUGAUCUGGCUGAUAAUGCACUGGAGAAGCUUCACCUCAGCUUCUACCUGACUAGUAUCUACGACCACUCCAUAUUUGAGGCCUUCAGUAAAGUCGUCCAGAAGCUUAUUCCUCAGUUACCAACGCUGGAAAACCUUUUGAACAUUUUCAUAUCUCAUUCUGGAAUCGAGAAAGCCUUCCUGUUUGAUGUCGUCAGCAAGAUCUACAUCGCCACAGACAGCUCUCCUGUGGACAUGCAGUCCUAUGAAAUCUGCUGCGAUAUGAUAGACGUCGUCAUUGAUGUCUCCUGCAUUUACGGGCUGAUGGAGGACGGUAGCGGCUGUGCCUACGACAAGGAGUCACUGGCCAUCAUCAAACUCAACAACACAACAGUGCUUUAUUUAAAGGAGGUCACAAAGUUCCUCGCUCUGGUCUGCAUCCUCCGAGAGGAGAGCUUUGAGAGGAAAGGUCUCAUAGAGUAUAAUUUCCAUUGUUUCCGAAAAGCCAUCCAUGAAGUGUUUGAAGUCGGCGCUUCAGUACAGUGUGCCAGAUCAUCCCACAACAACCUUAACCCUUUAAAGUACGCUGCAGUGAACGGGAGUGCUAUUUAGUGGACGAAGAAGAAAUGAGACACAAAUGUGGCAAAGUGGAGAAGUAAUCUAAAAGCACACAAGUAUCCUGUUGGAUAAAUAUGCCUUACUGUGGGCACCUGAAUGUGAGAAACGCUGAGCUGCAGAGUGAUGAAAAUGAAGCUCUGGAUGCUGAUCUUUCCGGUUCUUUUCUGGUUUCCAAAGAGGAGAAAAAAGGUGAAAGAUCAGCUGUUCAGACUCAUAUCUGUCCAAACCAAAAAGCUGCUUCUACCAUUCACAUGUAUGUAAAUCUGUAAUGAUUCCGUCAGCUGUGUUUACUCUCUUGGCCAGUUAAUGCUGCAUACUCUGACAAAUAUACGACUUCUUCAGUGCUCAAAGUUUAAAGCUACUUUGACUCAACCUGUAUAUUUCCAUAAACUGCACUUCACCUUCUAAAAGGUACAUGUUAUCCAUGCUUCUGUACAUUUGAUCUUAAAAUAUGGGCUGCUGAGAGAGGAUUUAAUCCCCUGUACAAAAAUGUGACUUUUUUCUUGUGCUUGCUUCAUUUGAUCAAUAGAGUGGGGAAUAAAAAACCAAUCACAGCGUUUACAUCCUGCCGCACAUGCUGACAGUCGACUCUGUAGGUGAUGAAUGUUUUGACCUGGGUAAUUAUUCAGAGACCGUACUGAUUUGUUUUUAUUAUUGUACAUAUUUCUUUAAUAAAGUAUGUUUCAUAAUU